UUAUUCAAUGGAAAAUUUUAUUUUCAGUAUCUUGAUACCGUAGACUAAAUUAUUUGUACGCGGCAUCGUAGCGGAACACCAGGUUGCUGAGAUGGCUAUGAAACCUGCCUUCAAUCCGUCCACCGGAAGUAUACUGGAUCUGAAUGGAAUGUUUGUGGGAAAAAUCAUAUAUAUUUAUGGAAGAAGCCACAAGAAGGAUGAUGCCAGUUUUGCUGUUAAUCUCCUGUGUGGAACGGGUGGAAGCGAAAUAGCACUACAUGUGAAUCCACGUUUUGCUGGCAAGGGCGUUGUUGUAAGAAAUUCUCGCAAAAGUGGAGUUGGGUGGGAAAAGGAAGAGCGAGAACCGCUGGAUAAGUUCCCUUUUAGCAAACCAGGAUCUCCCUUUGGAAUUUGGAUAAUUUGCCACCCCGACGCUUACGAGAUUCGAUGUAACCGAUAUAAGUCGUAUGCAACAUUCAAGCACCGAAUGGCGCUCAACUCCGUCACCCAUGUUCAGGUGACUCAAGAUUGUGAUGUCAGCCUCGUGUGCACUGGUAUAAAGGGUCUGGAGAUUCCGAUUCAAAUUCUGGAAAAACCGUCAGUGACGUUAAACUUUAAUGUUCCAGUCUUUAAUAUUCGAGAACAUUCUAUUACUUUCGCUGGAAAGCCAACGAGCUCGGAAGGAAGAUUUUCAGUAGACUUCGUGGGCGGGGACAAUAUUCAUCUUCAUUUUAAUCCAAGAAUGAACGAACAGCAAAUCGUACGAAACAGCAAAGAUGAUGGUGGCUGGGCCCAAGAGGAACGCGAUCUGGCAACACCGUUUCCCUUCUACCAGGGUGUCCCAUUUCAGGUGAAAAUAAGCGUGGUGAAAAAAGGCUUUGAUGUAAAAAUUAAUGGCUCACACGCUUUCCUAUUCAAAAAACGCCUUCGAUCAUUGAAAAGGAUUAGAAGGAUUUCCGUCAACGGUGACGUCGAGUUGGAGAGAGUGACAUUUUCUGGAUAAAACUUUCUACAAUCGGCGACAGGGAAUUUGGCGUUUUCGGAGAAUUGCAUUUCAUAAAUUUGUAUCUCUCAAUAGAACGUACUUCUUGUGUAAUCAGAAUAAUAUUGAAUAAAUGUAAUCCGUGUUCGA
Messenger RNA from Styela clava, 1111 nucleotides. RefSeq names its product galectin-6-like. Gene Ontology annotation, molecular function: galactoside binding; carbohydrate binding. The record is from RefSeq and is a predicted model, not a curated record. Lineage: Eukaryota; Metazoa; Chordata; Ascidiacea; Stolidobranchia; Styelidae.